AGAUUGUUCGAUUAACGAUUGAACAUAGUCAAUGUAAUUAAAGGCUAUUUAAUUGACAAUUGAUAUAAGUAAGUUUAAUCGAGAAGCGCAGUAAGACAAUUGAUUAAUCGAUGUCAAUUCAAUGUUUACAUUACUCAUAACAACCAACCGAGCUGAAUAUAACGUGAUACACAAGAAGUUUAGAAAACUUAGAUCCUUUGUGUGUUUCGGUCAAAAAAGUGUUUUUUAAACAUUAUAUGAAAGAAAAAAUGUCGACGCAGAACUCCAUUGGACAAACUAAUAAUGAACAGAUCGAUUUGUUAACGGAUAAUCGUGCAGAGGAAACACCAUUAAAUUUACGGAUUGCGUGUAAUAAAACUCCAUAUUUAGACGGUACAUUUUUUGACGUAGAUUUCGGGAAAUCGUCUCAAGAUGGAUCCAUAGUAUAUGCCGCGUGUACUAAUUGCAUGCCUAAGCAACUUAUUAAAGGGAGUUUAAAAGUAUCUUCUAAUUACAUAACACAUUUGAAGAGAAAACAUCCUGACUUAUGCUCCGAAUAUUUAACUUAUAAAAACGAUAAACGACAGUUGGCGGAAAGAUCAAACGUAAAUCGUAGAACAACAUGCGCUUUUUCACUGAAGAACUGUUUGAAAAAAAUGUCACUGCUUAUCACAUGCUAUAUUACAGAGCAUGUCACCAUUCAGCACUGUUGAACUUCCAGCAUUUAGACAAAUAUUUAACAGUAAAUAACAGACAAAUAUUUAAGAGGUUUUUUCAUUAUGUCAUUGAUGUAUUUGAAGACUCUAAAAUAAUAUUCUAAAAUAAUGCAUUCAUCUUACAGGUUUCAAAAUAAAAAAUGGUGAAGGAACUUUAAAACAUCUUACUCGAUACACUUUAACUAAAAGAAUUGACGCUCUUUAUAACGAGCAUAUAGAAGUCAUAAAAAACCACUUAAAAAAUA
Harpegnathos saltator (Jerdon's jumping ant) is the source of this 940-nucleotide messenger RNA. RefSeq lists its product as uncharacterized. The record is from RefSeq and is a predicted model, not a curated record. The transcript has 3 exons. Bases 237 to 692 code for a protein of 151 amino acids. NCBI's taxonomy places the organism in Eukaryota, Metazoa, Arthropoda, Insecta, Hymenoptera, Formicidae.